Syzygium oleosum is the source of this 1774-nucleotide messenger RNA. RefSeq names its product dehydrin ERD14. The record is from RefSeq and is a predicted model, not a curated record. Lineage: Eukaryota; Viridiplantae; Streptophyta; Magnoliopsida; Myrtales; Myrtaceae. The coding region runs from base 153 to 827 and encodes 224 amino acids. Gene Ontology annotation, biological process: response to water. The transcript is spliced from 2 exons. Gene Ontology annotation, cellular component: membrane.
UCUCACCUUAAGCAUCACACAGAGGAAAACACCAUCGAGAACACCCAGAAAAGCUCCGACAGAUACGCCUGUGUCUCUUGCUUUGUUCACGUUACGCACGUUGCUCGAAGAUCGCCGGUCGUUGAUCGCAGCGCUUGUGUGUGUGUUUGAGUAUGGAUCACGAGAGCAAGACCACCACCACCCACGAGUGCGAGACGCCGGUCGUCCAGGAAGGGCCGGUGGAGACCCAUGACCGAGGGCUGUUCGACUUCAUGAGGAAGAAGGAGGACGAGGGAGCGAUGAAGCAAGAGGAGGUGGUGAUGGCGGCGGAGUUCGAGGAGAAGGUGAAGGUCGAAGAGUGCGUGGAGAAAGAGGAUAAGGAGAAGGAGAAGGAGAAGAAGCAUGGCGGCCUCUUGGAGAAACUCCACCGAUCUGAUAGCAGCAGCUCUAGCUCUUCCGACGAAGAGGAAGGUGAGGGAGAGGAAAAGAAGAAAAAGAAGAAGGAGAAGAAAGACAAGAAGAAGAAGGAAGAAGAGGAAGAGAAGAAGCACGAGGAGGACACGACCGUCCCCGUGGAGAAGUGCGACGAGCCGGGUGUGCCGGCGGAGGAAAAGAAGGGCUUCCUCGAUAAGCUGAAGGAGAAACUGCCUGGAGGUCAGAAGAAGGCCGACGAGGCCUCUUCCCCGCCGCCGCCGCCACCGCCGCCUUCAGCGGAGUGUCCGCCGGUGGAGCCGCCAUGCCAGGACGGAUCUCCCAAGGAGAAGAAGGGAUUGCUGGAGAAGAUCAAGGAAAAGCUGCCCGGGUACCAUCCCAAGAGCGACGAGGAAAAGGAAAAGGAGUGCCACUGAGGGGGAGAAAAGAAAGAGAGAGAGGACCGCCCUUUGCUCUUUUGUUAAAGUUUUACGUGUGGUUUUGUUUUCCUAUGGUGGUUGUUUUGAUUUGAUGUUAUAAUUUCCAUUUUCAUGUGAAAAGGAAAAAAAAAAGAGCGAGGAAGAAGUGUGAGAGUAUAUUGUAUAUAAGUGCUUUUACGUGCUUAUUUAUAUAUAUAUCUGCUUUGUCGCUACUAGUGUUUUGUUAAUGAAGUAAUUUGCUGUUCUUGAUUAAACUUACGUUUAGGCCCACAUAUCAGAUGGCUUGAUUAGUGCGAUGGUCACUUUCUCCUUAUCUUCUUGCUGAAGCUGGGGUGAGAGAGAAGAGAAAAAGCUAAGCGUGAUCUCAUGUCGGCAUUGAAUAUAGUUUUCGCUUUAAUGGAGAGAGAGAGUAAAUAGUUUCUUUAUUGACUUGCAUGCAAGGAAUGAUGCUUUGUAACCCCACUUGGCAGGGCACUUUGAAAGCCCGCCUGGAUGUUUCCUUAACGCAUGAAAACGAAGGUCUCGAACUAGUGAGUAGGAAUCAUGGAAGGGUCUAGGAGGAGUUCGAGUGCCAUUCCAACCAGAUGACCCAAGACAGCCUAAGACUGCCACCUCUCCACAUGAUGAUGGGUGGCAAUUUCAUCUGAUCUGGGGAAAUCUUGGGCUGAUCGACUCGAAGCAAUGGACAGAAGAUUGUAAUGACCAGAUUACGUGGGGUUCAUUCUGUAGUUAGAUAACAACCCCACGUAGAAGCCGUAGAUAUAUCUAGAAUGAAGGGCAAAACGAGGACUUCCUUUUGUUGAAGGAAUGCACACACAUCUAUAUCAAUGAAAGAGUGAUGUAGACCACUGAUAAUCCUCCUCACUAGUCAGCCGUCUGUGAGUAAUUGUCAAUGAACUUAUAAAAUUUCUCGAGUCUAAUCUAGACUUGAUGCUUCUCGAUGA